AUGAUUGGGGCUGUGCAUCGAGACGACGUCUUUCUUGACAUUGGUGCUGGCCUGGGGAAUGCUGCGGCGCAAAACGACUGGAGGCUGCUAUUACUCCACAAAUUGUUUUUGAGCCAAGGAGACGCUCUUGAUACGCCACUUUCGUCGCGUUUACCAUUUCAGCGUGCAUCAAUAUUUUUUCUAAACGAUUUCCUGUUUGAUGAAUUAGCAAAGCUGGUCGUACAAGAGCAACUGUAUAUGAUGCCGAGAGUACGUUUGAUCGUUUCUAUGUCUCGCUAUUGUCCUCGCCAUCGCGAUUCCUGCCGAAGAAGAUUUUGCUCCAAGUGGAGGCUCGCGAAAAUCACGUAUGGACGGGGUAGCUGA
Phytophthora infestans T30-4 is the source of this 363-nucleotide messenger RNA. RefSeq lists its product as uncharacterized. Bases 1 to 363 code for a protein of 120 amino acids. The record is from RefSeq and is a predicted model, not a curated record. Lineage: Eukaryota; Oomycota; Peronosporomycetes; Peronosporales; Peronosporaceae. The transcript is spliced from 3 exons.